GCGUAAAAUUAAGAUUGUAUCGCCUCUAUUCAGGUAACGUUAAGACUUUCAUACUGCAUGACUUGUCUUUGAGAAAAUGAGAAAAUGACAAAGUAAAGUCGCUUACUCUGCCUGUCAAUUCGCUCGAGCAACAAAUCGGGAACGAAAUUUGGGGUGAGUGAAUCGAUUACAGGUGUGAAUAUGUUUGGAGCUCCGGUGGAUUUAUCUUUUAAACACAUCAGCAGUUUGGCAGACACAUGGAUAGAGGAACCCAGCAGCGGUCUGCGGCCGUCAAAGACAAAUUCAGAGAUGAAGUACCUAAGUCGCUCCCUGCGUCUUAAUAACAACAACAUCACUGACCUUUGUGACCUCCAGAAGACUGUUUGCCACUUCCUGGCUGAGCCAUCACAGCUUGCCUGGCUGGAUCUUUCCUUCAACAACAUCUCACACAUAGAUCAAGUUUUGAGUGAGCUGCGCGAACUGCGUGUGUUGUAUCUUCACGGCAACAGCAUUUUUAUUCUGUCAGAGGUGGACAGGCUGGCAGCGCUGCCACAUCUACACACUAUCACUAUGCAUGGAAAUGUUAUAGAGACUAACAAGGCUUACAGGAAUCGGGUUAUUUCUGCACUGCCUCGGUUGAAGACGAUGGACUUCAGCGCUGUGACACGUCAGGAGCGAAUCAUGGCGAAGAUUUGGCAUAACAGCAACGGCCGCAGUAGAGGCAGCAAGGAGACCCUCCAGUGACUGCUGGCUCGUCUCCCUUGGGGUGUGUUGAAAUCGAAGUUUCACCCAAAUGUUCUAUGCUCCACCACCACCAACACCACAGGUGGAAAGCCGCUAAAAUAUUAUUUACAUUGUAUGUUUGUCUGUAUAUCUGUGAUGAAAUUAGCACUGUUAUAAUGCUUGUUUUUUCUCCAUUUUCAACCUGCUAUCAUUGAUUAGUCCAAAAUGUCACUGAAUGAUCCUGAGGUAUUGGCUCUGACAUACUUGAAAUUCUCUAAUUGUUCCUAACAUGGGUGUGUUUUUUAUUGUUAUUAAUGUUAAUGACUGUGUGUAGCAUUACUGAACCAACUACUUCCCAGAUACGAGCAUAGGGAUGUUAAACUUUAUUAAAUAUGACAUGUGAGUGCUUA
This is a messenger RNA of Micropterus salmoides (largemouth bass), 1112 nucleotides long. RefSeq names its product leucine-rich repeat-containing protein 51-like. The coding region runs from base 181 to 723 and encodes 180 amino acids. Gene Ontology annotation, molecular function: protein binding. The record is from RefSeq and is a predicted model, not a curated record. The transcript is spliced from 5 exons. NCBI's taxonomy places the organism in Eukaryota, Metazoa, Chordata, Actinopteri, Centrarchiformes, Centrarchidae.